Colletes gigas is the source of this 2990-nucleotide messenger RNA. It is a transcript of the gene Dh31-R, whose product is annotated as calcitonin receptor-like. The coding region runs from base 545 to 1888 and encodes 447 amino acids. Gene Ontology annotation, biological process: adenylate cyclase-modulating G protein-coupled receptor signaling pathway; cell surface receptor signaling pathway. Gene Ontology annotation, molecular function: calcitonin receptor activity. NCBI's taxonomy places the organism in Eukaryota, Metazoa, Arthropoda, Insecta, Hymenoptera, Colletidae. Gene Ontology annotation, cellular component: plasma membrane. The record is from RefSeq and is a predicted model, not a curated record. The transcript is spliced from 13 exons.
CAAAAAAAAAAUAAAAAGCAUCCUCGAAGAAAACUCGAUUAACGAAAUAUUUUCAUUCGACGUGAAUGCUUUCUUCCGCUAGGAUUAAACAAAAGCCAAUUCCACGAGUUCCCGUGUUCCUUUCGCGAAGUACAUAUUGUCAUGAAAUGGUUGGUAGUUGCAUCGAUGCCAGGAUAAACUCGACACGAGAACCGGGAACACCGAAACUUGUCACUCAGUUUUCGUCGGAUCGCGAAACUUGUACGAAGCUGUGUACAUACUAUGUUUCGCGGUACGAAUGAGUAGCGAAGCGAGUCGGAAACCUUGUACAUAAUUCCUUUAGUCGUAGCGCUGCUAUGGCAUGUGUAGGAACAAAGUAUUGCUAUCGACGGAAACUUUGAUUUCAAUUAUGUUGGUUGGUUCGAUCGAACCAUACCUUUUACCGGAACAAGUUCCUGAUUCGAAUUUUAUUACGUAAUAUCGUCGAAAUCUUCUUUAUGCGCGACUUACGUUCACGAGGUAUUUAAACGACGUGCCUGCGGACCAAAGGAUAAUUUAUUUAACGAUGCCCGGGAAUAUGACAGUAGGGAGCACCCUCAUUGACGAGGAAUUCCGUCGUAUUAAACUUGAAAGGGAGCAAGAAUGCUACAUACAGGCCAUGAAUUCAACAACACCCCCACCAGAGCCAUACUGUCCAAUAACGUUCGACGGAUGGUCCUGUUGGCCAAACACCCCAGCUGGAACAACAGUGUACACGCCAUGUCCAAAUUUCGUCACCGGUUUCGACCCGUCGCGGGUGGCGCACAAAUAUUGCGAAUCAAACGGUACCUGGUUUCGACAUCCAGAGUCCGAUCUGGUGUGGAGCAAUUACACGACAUGCGUCAACAUGGAGGACCUCAGCUGGCAGCAGGUGAUUAAUGGAAUUUACGAAGCCGGAUACGCGAUAUCGCUAAUAGCGUUGUUACUGUCGUUGGUAAUACUGACGUACUUCCGCUCUCUGAGGUGUGCAAGGAUCACUCUUCAUAUGAAUCUGUUCGCAUCGUUUGCUUUGAACAACGCCCUCUGGCUCGUCUGGUACAGAUUCAUCGUCGCGAACACGGAUUUACUGUUAAAUAAUGGGAUAAUGUGUCGCCUCUUACACAUCGUCCUGCACUAUUUUCUGCUCACCAAUUACGCAUGGAUGUUGUGCGAGGGUUUCUACCUUCACACUCUUCUCGUUAGCGCCUUCAUCAGCGAGCACAAGCUAGUAAAAUGGCUGAUGGCGCUCGGAUGGCCGGUGCCGGCGGUCAUCGUCACCAUUUACGCCUGUCUCAGAGCGAUAAGCAACAAUCCUGCGGACUCUGCACAGUGUUGGAUCAACGAAGGCAAUUACAUGAGCGUGCUGAUCUAUCCGGUCUGCGUCUCCAUGCUUUUGAAUCUAUUGUUCCUCUUCAACAUCGUGAGGGUGCUGUUGAUGAAACUGAGGGCGGGACCUACGAUCGGCACACAACCCUCGAGAUCCAUACGACAGGCAUUUCGAGCAACGUUGCUUCUCGUGCCGCUUUUGGGUCUACAUUAUCUGGUAACCCCGUUCAGACCACCGAAAAACCACCCCUGGGAACAAUUUUACGAGGUUCUCUCCGCAAUAACGGCCUCGUUUCAGGGUCUCUGCGUCGCCAUAUUGUUCUGUUUCUGCAACGGUGAGGUGAUAGCGCAAUUCAAGAGGAAAUGGGAGGGCACGGCGCUUCUACGAAAUCGGGCCAAUUCUUGCACAGCCACGACGGUCUCGGUCCGAUGGCGGGAGAGGAGAAGGUGUGACUACCAGUCGACCACGAUGGAACAACUGGACCUAAAGCCCGUAGACAGACAACAAUCCGAGCAACUGGUCGCCGCUCGUCGGGUCACCAAUAAUCUCAACAAUCACGCUUAACUGUUCGUCGAAAUCAAUGACUCUCUCAACAGCUACGAACAAACGCAGUGUUGAUGGUUCCCGGUGAGAGUGAUCGUACUUGACCCGUGAAACGAUUGAACGGUGAUUGAAAACAUUGGCGAUCGAAUACCGUAAAAAGAUGAUUUUUUUAGCUGGAGAGUUUAUUUUCAGUUUGGUCGUGGUUUUGGAAUUUUUUAAUUUAUUUAAAAAUAACAACCAAUUAGAACAAAAACACGAGGACGAUGAUACCGAGUUUGCGUAUUAGUCAAUAACAGAUUGUGAAAAUAUUACGAUAGCUAUAAGACAACGAGUACGAUAACUUACAAAUGUAUUUCCAAAAAAAAAAUACAAGACGAUUAAUGUUUUCAUCCGUGUUUCCGAGAAGCUUAAUUUUGAGAGAAUGGAACAAGAGUUAUUUGAAUAUUUUAAUAGAGUCUUAGGAAUGAAUAAAAAUAAAUAUGAUUUCAAUUUAGAAAUAAGUUUUCUUGGGACCCUCGAAUAUUUUUGGGGUAGCGUUUAAACAAACGAAAACAGAGAAUAAAGAAUAUUAUCUCCCAGUCCAUACACUGUAUGCAUCUCAUUGUUCAAUUAAAUAUUAACGAUCAUUGUUCAGGUUUAUAGAAUUAGAAUUUACCGAAACGAAAGAUAGUUUAUUAACCUCUUGGGCACGAGGGAUUUUCUUUCGCGGAUGCCAUCUUUUUGAACGACGCGCCACUACAGUGGCGCUAAAUUCACAGUUUGCUCACUCUGCCGUACAGAGAAAGUCGCGCGCAAAAUUCAGCCGUGGCUAAGAGGUUAAUUCGUGAAAAAAGUCUGUUAUAACUUACAACAAUUUUCAUAUUUUUUCUCGUAAUAUUUGAUUGGAAUAAUUUCUCGCAAAACGCAUACCACCCCCAAGAAAAUAACGACUGUUAAUUGGUACUUACGUAAACGAACUUUCAUACUGAGUUAAGGUGUGCAACGAUUCUUAAUUUAUACAUACAGAAUGUUAGACCAACCCUGGGAAAAAUUUUAAUGGGAGAUUCUAGUGGCCAAAUAAGAGGAAAAUCAAGAAUACCAAUUUGAUGAUGGAGGCUUUGUUAAGAAGGUAUUAAAACAUUAA